This is a messenger RNA of Hermetia illucens (black soldier fly), 6340 nucleotides long. RefSeq names its product protein slender lobes (gene sle). NCBI's taxonomy places the organism in Eukaryota, Metazoa, Arthropoda, Insecta, Diptera, Stratiomyidae. The record is from RefSeq and is a predicted model, not a curated record. Bases 169 to 6222 code for a protein of 2017 amino acids. The transcript is spliced from 5 exons.
GAUGGGGGACUUGGCGCCGAAUAGAUCGUUUCGGUUUCAGUUUCUUUAACCAAAACGACAUUCACUGUUUGACGUUUGCUUCACGUGGCUUCGUUUUGUUGUGAAUUUGAAAAUUUCCGUUUGAUUCUUCUUACAUUCAAGUUGGAGUGAGUCCUUAGUGUGCGCCGAAUGGCAAGAGGGAGCGGGAAGCAAAAUGGGGAUCCUCCGGUUUUCGAGAAAAGAGUAACUCGAUCAAGUGUGAAAGCCUUAUCAGUUUCCCCAACGGAACGUGCAGAAAGCCCAGUACCCCGAACUAGAUCUGGAGUCACUCCAGAUGUGACCACACCGUUAAAAAAUACACCAGCAAAAAUAAGAACCCGCCGUGCAUCUCUCGCUGAUGCUUCGCAGGAGGUAGUGGGUAGUCCGAUACGUCGUUCUAGGAGACUAAGUACUAACUCGGAAGAGGUGUCAACACCAACAAAAACAAGAAGUCUGAGAAGCACCCGUGCAAAUUUGACACUCGUCGAACAACCAGUGCCAGAGGAGGAUGAGCAGACCAAAGUGUCGCCAAAGCCGCUUAGAGGUAGAAGAAAAAGCCUGGCUGCAAAUCAUAUUGAAAGUCAAAGUCAAACACCGGUGAAGGAGAAAGUAGACGACGGUCCGCACGAACUGAAGAAGACUACAAAUGAAGACAAAACUGAUCGCACUGAGAAAGCAGCUUCAGAAUCACAUUCUGAUGCGGAAUCUCCAGGAGUGAAAAAGACCAUGGUUAAACUGAAAAGAUUCAGUUCUGAAAAACGUAUCUCGCAAUCUCCGCCAGGUGUUAAACAACAGACAACGGACACCAGUAAGACACUAUCGAACGAUUCAGUUGGUGAUAAAGAUCAUACGGGAGAGGAGACCCUGAAAGAACCACCAUCAGAUGCGGAAUUUUCCGAGCUGAAAAAAUCUACAGUGAAAAUCGAAAGAUUCAGUUCAGAUAAACGUCGUUCUUCGCAAUCUCCACCAAGUGUUGAACAGCGGACAGCGGAGACCAGUAGGACAUUAACGAACGGUUCAGUUGAUGAUAAGAGUCAUGCGGAGGAAGAGACUGCAUCAGGACCUCCGUAUGAUGAGGAAUCUUCAACACUGAAAAAAUUCAUGGUGAAGUUGAAAAGAUUCAGUUCAGAGAAACGUCAAGCAUCGCAAUCUCCACCAAACAUUAAACAACAGACAACAGAAAGUAGUAAGGCAUCAGCAAGCGAUUCAGCUGAUGAUAAGACUAAUGCGAAGGAGAAGGUUGCACCAGAGCCGCCAUCAGAUGCAGUAUCUCCAGUACUAAAAAAAUCUUUGGUGAAAUUGAAAAGAUUCAGUUCAGAUGAACAUCGUGCUUCCCAAUCUCCACCAAGGGUUAAUGUUAAACAAGAGACAACACAAAGCAGUGAGGUAUUACCAACCGAUUCAGUUGAUGAUAAGUGUCAAGCAGAAGAAAAGACUGAAGGCGAAAAUGUCACGGUGGAAGAAAAAAUGGAAACGGAUGAACCUACACCCGAAAAACAAAAGGAGAUCAGGAGUCAACAGGUCACUAGUGAUAAUAUUGUGCCCGAAACACCAGAAACGAACACUCAAUCUUCGGAUUCUGUGCCCGAAACAUCAGAAGCUAAUGUUGUGUCUUUGGACCCUGUGCCCGAGACGUCACUGGUUGCUGUUAACUCUUUGAAUGGAUCCUCAGUUGAAGAGGUGAAUGAUGAGGAAAGUGAGCCUUCAAUUCAAGAAAUAAAGGAUGAUGAGCACUCAAUUCAAGAAGUGAAGUUUAGCAAAAGUGAUAAAGAUGCAGAGGAAGAGAGUUGCAUUGAAAUUGUGGCCGAUGACGAAGAGGUGUGCGAUAGUACACAAUUGGAAGCAACUCAUGAUAAAGCACAGCUAAAUUGUUCAACUUUCGCCAAGCAAGAAACUGACGUUGAACCGAAGGAUAUAACACCCUCCUCUGAACGUCAAUCUCCCUCUUCCUCUUCUCAUGUAGAUGAGACUGAGGCUAAGAAAAAUUCACCUGUAGAAAAUAAAGCUGCUUUUGCUAAAUCUUGGAGUCAAUCUGUGAAGGGAACUGUGAACAAAUCGUCAGAUGAGCCCGAGUUUAUUGAUGCUAUUUCAGUGAAACCAGCAUCGCCGGAGAAAAGCUCACCGGAAAACACUGGUGCAGCUAUCGCAACGAAGAAAGAGGCCAAGUAUCAGCAGUCCAGUGAAGAAGAGGAUGAAGAAGAAGACGAAGAGGAAAGAGAACGAAGCCGAAAUGAAUUUUUGGACAGUGAGGCAAUGGAGGUGUCUGAUGGGGAAGAUUCAAUGAGUAGUGGCGAGCGAGCAUAUCUUGAAGAGAAUGAAAUAUCAGUUAAAGGUGAAAGUAUCGGUUCCGAGGACACUUCUGAAGAUGAAGUAGAGGAUGAAGAGGACGAGAAAGGUUCCAUUGCGUCGUUCAUACUGUCUGAUUCAGAGGGCGAGAUGCUUUCGGGUAAAGAUUCUCUGUUAGGAUCUGACGAUGAAAUUACUCCUAAGAAAAAAUAUCGAAGGGUGGUCAUAAAUGAAGAUUCCUCGUCAGAGGGAGAAAGUAACGAAGCAAGUAAGGAAGUUGAAGAGGUUGAAUCAAGCGAUUUGGAGAAAGUUGAUGCGGAGGAGGUUUCCACAGAAGCCGUUGAAGAUGGAAACACAUCGAUUUCUGAACACAAUACUGAACGAAACAAGUCGCUAGAUACAUCAAAGGCCAGCCGGAAGUCUAUUGAAGAAAAUAAGAAAGACAGUGCAUUUGACGGUAGUGGAGAUAGUAUCAAACCUAAGGAAGGGGCCGCCACAUUAGGGAACACUUCGUCAGUUGAAGCAGGAGAACCAACUACUGAUGCGGACAUGGAACCUUCAGAUGCAGAACCUGCGAAAAUUGAAUUGGCAGUCGAAGACGAGGCAGAAGUUAAUUCGUCAAGUAAAACAAAAUCAUCUUCGUUAGGCACAUCUCCACGGAAGGAUGGCGAUGAACCUAGUGAAGAAGUAGUAGAAGAGAUCCAUGAUAAAACAGUGUCAGAUAAUGGAUCAGGUUUAGCUGAUUCGGAACUUAAUACAUCGGUUAGGAAGAAUUCAGAAAAAUCGGUCUUGUCUGAGAAUGGUUUAGAUGAAGCGAAUGAAGACGAAUAUGACAAGUUAGUGAACAGUGGAAGGGAAUCUAUGUCAUCUUCGAAAAGCCAGUCGCAGCUGUUAGAUGCUUCGAAUGAGUGUCUAAAUUCUUCGAAAAUAACCAUCGCUGAAAGUAAAAGCUCUCAAAUUUGUAACUCUGCUGGCGAUUCCAACGUCGAGGACAUUAAGCAAAUCUUAUCUGUGAGUCAAGUCAGUCCAGCGAUUUUCGAACAUUCAGCCGAUGAUUCAACUUCUGAAAUUGAUAACGAUCAGGAGGAUAGAAACUUAUCCAAGAAUAAGUCUUUUAUCAAAAACAAGUCCUUAAUGAAGAGCAAUGCAUCCAGAAAGAGUAUUCAAAGAAGCGGCCUUAAUGAUUCCCGGAAUGACAGCACGGUUUCCAUGAGUAUAUCGAAAGAAGUGACAGAUCCAACCUCACCAAAACUUCAAUUACGAAUGGAGGAUGAAUCAGAAUCUGACAAUGAAUCAAGGAGCGAUGGUAAAGAGCCCGAGCAAAGAAUGAACAGAAGUUCUGCUUCGGUGAAGAAUAUGUCGCUGUUGUCGAAUAAUUUGAAUAAAAGUCGGUCCCGUGACAAUCAGAUUUCAUCUAAGGAUGACACCGCAGAUGAUGAUGAGGAAUUGCCUGGGAGCGAGGGAGAGGAAGGUGCCGAACUAGAAAAUGUUUCUGAGAAGAAUCCAAAUUCAUUGAACAUUUCUAGGACGAAUAGAAAUUGGGACAAAUUAAAUUCUUCGGAUCAAUUAGAAGCUGAUCCGGAUGAAUUAGAUGAUGUGGCUGCAAACAGUGAAAUCGAGUCCAAUGAGAACAAAUCAAUUUCUACGACUAAAGACGUGAAUUCAUUAGUGGAAAGUGUGAAGACUCCAAGUAAUGUUGAAGAAACAACGACGGAUGAAGAUUUGGCCGAUAGCGACAAAAAUACCACAAUCGUAUUAGGCAAUCGUGUGAAUGACAUGCCGCCUGAGAACAAUUCACAGGAUAGCGAUGAAGAAAGUGGCGGUGGUGAGGAGGAACCUGAUGAAAAACUGAACAAAUCUCACAAUAGCGUCAGGAGAUACUCGGGCACCACUCACACUCGUACCGAUGAAUUGAAUGAAAGUAAAAAAAGAAAUUCGCUGGGCAAGGAUAGAUCAAGAACCAUGAAUGCGUCAACCGAGAUAAAGAAUAAAUCGCAGACGUUCCAUAAUUCCGAUGAAAGCUCAGAGGAGGAGGAUGAUAUGGAUUCCUCAUCCAAUCAAAAGUUGACUACCAAAGAAACAUCUUGCCAAGAAACAGCUCCGAAGAAAGAUGAACUGGCUAGCGAAAGCGAAAGCGAAGACGAAGAUGCAAAAGAAAUGGAGGCUGAAACUCAGAAAAACAGGUCACGAAUCAAUGGUUCGACUAACGAACGAAUUGUUGUGAAUGUAACAAUAGGGAAAGUGGCUGAAGACGGUUCUGAAAGUGAUAAAAAUGAUCAUGCAAAUCUUCAAAUCGUUAAUAAAUCCACCUCAUCUAUGAGUGGUAAGAAGAGGCUUAGUUUGAAUUCCUCAAAGAGGGGUAAUUCUUCAAUCCUACAGAGGAGCAGAAAUAUACCUGAAUCAAGUGGUGAAUCUGACGCCGAAGAAAUUAAUAAUGUGAGCAUUUCACGUAAAGCUCCUAUUCCGCUGUUCCAAACACUGAAAAUGGUGGACCAAUCAACUCCAGCUGAGAAGUAUAAAAUUAAGUUGAAAAUUAACGACAAAACCUACAUUUCCAGCGAUGAUGAGGGUGACGCAACAGCUGAAAAGGCUCAAACUGCUGAUGACAGUAAAGCCAAUAUUUCCGGGAAAUCAAGAUUGAACGAUACAAGUUUCACUAUUUCGCGUACAGGCGACAAGAGCUGUGCUAAAAAUGAGUCAAUUGACUCAAAUAAAAAUUCCAACAAAAAGAAAAGCAAAUCUAAGCAACGGUCAACUGACAAAUCAUUGGAAAAGUCAGCGGAAGAAAACAAAACGGAGAUCUCAUUUAUCGGUUCCAGUGAUAAUUCAUUGGAAAAUUAUGCACCAAAUGUGACACCAAAAAAGAAAAGUGCAUCGAAAACGAAACUUCUAAGUGCACCGAAUUCGAAAGCUAGGAAUGCGUUGGAUACGAAACCUCUGAAUGCGUCAAAUACGAAGCCUCUGAAUGGGUCGAAUACGAAAUCUCUGAAUGUGUCGAUCAAGAAACCAGUACUGGGAGAGAAAUCAAGUGAUUCUAAAACGCUGAAGAAGAAAAAGGCUGCACUGGAGAGUGAAAUUCUGAAGGAAGUUCUUAUGAAUAAAAUCAACCAAGCGGUUAAACAAGGAAAAAUCGUUGAUGCUAAGGAUAGGCUAGGAAACAAUAAGAACCCAAAUAUUCCAAGCGGAGAUCAGCAAGUAAGUGCCUUCGCUGUCUAUAAUUUGGAGACGAAAAAGAAACGCAAGUUGUCCAAGAACGAAGAUGUACAUUUGAAAACUAAAAAGUUGAAGUCGAGUGAGGAGCAAAGGGAACCGAAAGAAACAAAAGUGUCCAAAACCGAGAAAAGAAAAAAGAAGAACGAAAGCUAUGAAGACGGCACCAGCAGUCCACAACCCACGGAUUGGCAAGUGUCCGAUGCUGCACCGAAGAAAAAGAAGCUUAAAAUACUUAGUGAUAUGCCCUUCGGCUUUCAAGAGGCUCCCGCUACUCCCAAAAGGGUGAAUGGUUUUGAAGUAACGUGUGCAACUCCAAAACAAGUUGGCUGGAAAGUUCGCUCAAUCCUCUCUGCUGGCCAGAAAGAUAUCCCUGAGGUUGCAAAGAAAAGAGUGAAAAACUCAGCACGCAGGGAUGACUCGUCAUCGCCGUCGCCUAAGAAAGUAUGGACCAGCGUGGGUUACUUCGAAGUCAGUGAGGCAGAUACUCCCCUUUGGUCAAGGAGGCAGUAUAAGCCUGAACCGCUUGGAGCAAAGACAGACUUUGCCGUACACUCACUGAGCAGCAAAAAACAUAAAGUGCCGGAGUCAAUGGAAAUUUACAGCUCAACCGCUUUGGACUUCAAGCGAAGAGCGAAUUUCAAUGAUAAAAUUAAACGGGAAUCAUCGAAAGAAUUACUUCAGAAGAAAAUCAAGAAAAAGUUCUAGGAAAGAAAGUGAUAUGUUCCAUUUUGUAAAAUUUUGGUAUUUAAGUUUUGUUUGUUUUCUUUGGUUCCUGUUACCAUAUAGUUAUAGUUAUCAUUUAAAAUAAAAGUACUAAUGACGA